AUUUUUUUAUGCUACGGAAUAUGUUUGAUAUUCUUUACGUAUCUAAUGGUUGGAAUAAAAAAAACUGUUUCGAAUAUAUUUAAAGAUCGAUUUAAAGAAAUAUAUAUAAUAUAUACCUAUAGCCACUUAAACAGUUUUUAUUUUUUGAGUAAGUAUAGUAAAUAUAUUUAUUGCGCCAAGUAUAUCAGCGAGCAUAAAUACCUAUUUUUUUAAAAAUAGGUCCAAAAUCGAAUCUUAAAUUGUUUACGUAGUCGAUUACGUUUUAAAUUUUGCACUUGACUUUUGCCAAGAUAUUCGUUGGCAAUUAAGCCAAGCCAAAAUUACUAAAUAAAAUUCAUCAUUUGUGUGUGAUGGCUUCCUAUUGGUUUAAUUCAUGACUCGAGCAAAACCAGCCUAACGCUGCAUAAUGCCCAACCACUCUAAGGGAGGUACCUCAACUUACUGUGGAAGAUUUUCUAAUUUAUCCCAUGCGAGCAAUUUUUUCCUUAUCGCUAAAUUUUAUUUCAUUUGUUUCAUCAUUAUUUUCGUUGAUAAGUAACAGUUCUUACCAAUUUGGUGGGUAUAAAUCUAUUAUUUUGAUUUGAUCUAUUUAUUAUUUAUGUACUUAUACAUUGAAUCCUAACAACUCCGUUCAUACACAUAGUUAUACUUUUGUUAUAAUUACAAGAAAAAUGAUUGCAUUGACGUAACUCAAAACUAUUGCCGAAUGAUUCGUUUUAAUAAAAUUUUGUGAUUUCAUUUUUGAGUCCUGCAACCAACAAUACCGUGGCAUUUUGCCAAGACCUAUUCUACGAUUGUUGGCAACACUGUGUGUUUACUGUUGCAGAUUGUCAAUUGGGAAAGCGUCAACUAGAUUUCUUUGUGUUUGUUUAGUCCGAAAAAGUACGUUUGCUUUACUUUAUCUCGCCUAAUUGUGGUUGUUUAUGUUUCAGUGUGAACAAUGAUUUGCGAGUCGGAUUUUUCGGAACACUAAUCCCUUCGCGAUUUUUUGUGAAAUUUUCAACUCCUGAAGUAAAGGACUCGCCCAGUUUUGUUUAUAACUAGACACUGAACUUUACGGUAGCUCUUUUCGUUGGACUCUACAGCCGGUCGGAAAGUGUUUUUUGUUUUUAAUUUCACAAUAAUUGUGAUGUGCUCUAAUCAUCCUCCAAGCAAAAGUACCUUCAGAAGUCUUGUCCCAAGAAAACUAGCCUACACCAAAAGAAAAGGAAUCUUGAUACACCCGACGGCCAUGUUUAAAAACUUUUCUAAUAGUAGUGUUAUAAUUUGUUCGUGUCUUACAAUAUAAACUGUACAUUUUAUCUUUUCGUGAAAGUAUUCCUUGUGAUAUUUUCCAGUUUGACUAACAUGAAGCUUUUAGAAAGCACCACAUUUGAAGCCAUAAACAAUGCCCUCCAAAUACAAACAGGGGAUAGCAAAAUUAUUGGACGAAUUGAGAGUUACUCUUGCAAAAUGGCUGGUGGUGAUAAAGCCUUUUACAAAAGAUUUAAUGCAGAAGGAGUAAAUCCGAAUGAUUUGCAAGCAUUGUCACCACCGCAGGGAUUGUCACAAUACAGCAGAAGUAUAUCUGGAGAUGAGGAAGGACCGCUUUGUGACACAAUCAGUCGCAAAACUUUAUUUUAUUUGAUAGCGACCUUAAAUUCAUCCUUUCCUGACUAUGACUUUAGUGAUUUGAAGAGUCACGAGUUUAGCAAAGAGCCAUUUCCGCAAUGGGUGACCAACGCGAUCGACUCCAACCUUACUGCAACUGCCGGAGAUCAUUACCGUAUCCUCAAGCCCAGCCUCUGGGCUGCUAUUGACGCAGAAAUAUCUUUGGAUCAUUGCGACAUAUAUUCAUAUAAUCCCGAUCUGGCAUCCGAUCCAUUUGGAGAAGAUGGGUCCCUUUGGAGUUUCAAUUAUUUUUUUUACAACAAGAAACUCAAGCGGAUUGUAUUUUUCACAUGCAGGGCUAGCAACCCUAAUUAUUCUAUGGAUUCUGGAUUUGGAAGCGACUUUAUAAUUGAAGAAGAUGAGAUUUAUGAGUAAAAAUGGGACUUCAUUCAAGAGUUUAGCUCGAAGAGCUGUUUAUGCAUUAUUGUUAUUCAUUACACGUUGAUUGCACUUGCAACUGGUUCUGGAUAGGAUAUAGAAUAGUUGAGCCCACUUUUAAGAACUAAUAAAUCUAUGCACAAUAGAUUUAUUGCAGGAAGCAUGUAUUUAUUGGUUUUAAAACUUAAUAUGGUGCAAUAGUUUAAGCAUAAAGUUUCACGUAUUUUGGACUGAAAUCUAUUGGUCAAUAAAUACUAUUUAGAAAACUUUUGGUGAGAGCAAAAGUACAAACUAAUUUUUAGGUACUUAAACUAAUUAUUAUCUUGCAAGAAUUUCAUUAGUUUUUUGAAAUAAAGAGUGCAUUGUUUUCCUUAGUAAGAAUAAAGUGUCUGAUGUUCAAAAUGUUUGUGAUACCUUCCACAAAUUAAUUGGAAUAAACAACAAAAACAGUAUUAUUAUUAUUAGAUAGCACACCAAAUUACAAUUUUACAGUGUUGCGAUUUAUUGGGUUAAAAUUUGAAGUGUAAUUUGCAACAACCAAAUUUUUCUUAUCAUUUAACAUGUUUGCUAAGCUGGCAUGAUGUAGUAUAAGUACCUGUGUAUUAUAUUAAUUCUUGUGGUAGUAUCUGUUACUUUUAAUAUUCGAUCAAAACUUUAGUUAUUUAGGGCGAGUUUGCGCUGUAGGUCAAAUUAUUUCUCGUACUAUUGUAAAACUUGAUCUCACUCAGUAGUUCAUUUAUUUGAAUAUUUUAACAAACGGCAAUCAGAUGCAUAAUUUAUCUCCGAAGUUGUCAUAUAUCUAUCAUAUUUUGUGAAU
Cylas formicarius (sweet potato weevil) is the source of this 2845-nucleotide messenger RNA. It is a transcript of the gene Maf1, whose product is annotated as repressor of RNA polymerase III transcription MAF1 homolog. Gene Ontology annotation, cellular component: nucleus. Gene Ontology annotation, biological process: negative regulation of transcription by RNA polymerase III. The coding region runs from base 1348 to 2025 and encodes 225 amino acids. NCBI's taxonomy places the organism in Eukaryota, Metazoa, Arthropoda, Insecta, Coleoptera, Brentidae. The transcript has 3 exons. The record is from RefSeq and is a predicted model, not a curated record. Gene Ontology annotation, molecular function: RNA polymerase III core binding.